Suillus plorans is the source of this 434-nucleotide messenger RNA. RefSeq lists its product as uncharacterized. NCBI's taxonomy places the organism in Eukaryota, Fungi, Basidiomycota, Agaricomycetes, Boletales, Suillaceae. The transcript has 2 exons. The record is from RefSeq and is a predicted model, not a curated record. Bases 86 to 334 code for a protein of 82 amino acids.
AUCUUUCAAGAACAACCAUACGUACGCCUUCCUUCACGCACAGCGGUGCCUAUUUAUGCUGAAUGUGUAGGAUAUUUUUAAAGAAAUGGCUCGUCAGGUAUAUUUAUAUUGCAUCGCACAACCUUCUACUGCCAACACCGGACGGCGGACCCAAAAGCCGUUUCCUCCUCCCGUCAAAGUCUGCAAAGAGAUAGUCAACGGCAUGGGCGGCGCACAAUCAACCCAUUACGCGCGAUUCAAAAACUACAACUUUAUGCUCCAAAGCAGGUGCUUACGAAUGCCGCGUGUAGGCAGCGCAGCACGUGGCCCUCUCCUAUCACCGCACCACAGUUAGUGAUGUUCCGGCCCGGCUCAGGCUCAAAGCCCCGGCUUAGGCUUGGCUUCGAAGGGCUUAGGGUCUGUUCGGACAUCAGCCAUUUUCAAAAUUCCAGUUU